AUGUUCGUCGACCUCAACAUUACUAAUGUCGCCGUUUCGGAAGCUAUCAGGCUGCCGACCCUGAGGGAGCUGAUCGGCUAUCCGACGACCUACGAUUUUACCGUCACGGCGCCGUCCGUGUUCUCGCACUUGCCGCGCUUCGACGUGGACAACGACAUUAGCCGGCAGACCGCCGAUGAGCUCGGCGACCUGCCGAGCGAACUCGCGUCAGAUCGCGAGGGAGAGCUCGCCGAAGAGACCGGCAACUCGUGGCUACGGCAAGCCUCGGAGAGUAAGGUGAGAUCUCGCGCUGCGGAGGACAGCGGAGACGCCGUCCUCCCCGAGGAACGAGCGGCGGUCACAAACGCUAUUGAGGAAGAUGAGAACGGACAGACCUACCUGAAGCCGACCACCAUGCGCGGCAUCCCCCUCGAGAGUCUCACCUCCAGCUCGGUGAUGCGUGGCUUUUACGUCACCAAGAGCCACGAUGACUCAUCCACGUGGACGGAAAGUCUCACAAGCACGUACAGCCCCACCGAGCAACAGGCGGAGACCACUUCGAUUCCUGACGUUUCCACGAUCGACGAGGGUGUCACCGGCGCUCGGGACGAGCCGGAGUCGAGCAACGACGGAGUCGACGACCACGCGAACGACAUCAUCAACGACGGAGACGCUCCGAAGUUCACCACCUUCGGCUCCUCGGCGAUUUCCUCGGAGGAUUCCGACAGCGCGGAGGUCACCGUGGAUUACGAAGAGGUGACCGAGACGACCGGGAGUCCCGUCGACGAAGGCGCGUUCAAGAAGGGGAAGUCGCUGCGCGAUUUCGCUCGAGGCGGCACAUCCCUUCCCAACGCCCCCGUCGUCUCCCCGACGACGCCGACGAGGCGAGCCAUCGCCGUCGCGGUCAGCAGGUACAACGAGCUCACCACUCCGCUGUGGGCCGGACGACGCAUAGUGGGCAGGAAACGCGUGAGAACCACCGUCUCGCCGAUCAGGGACGCCAUAAAGCGAACCGAGGGCGGCUUCGUUCGCGGCACGGCGAGUGUCAUCGGGACCGCUAGCUCCGUGGCUUCCACGACGCCCUCGACGAUCCCAACGACUCCCGUGACCGCGUCGGAGAGCGCGACCGGUCCUAUCGACGAGGAGACCGGGGACUCGGGGAAUCGCGCGUCGACCACGGAAGCGACGACGACGUUGACCACCGACUCGACGACCGCGGAGAGCGACCCUUCGACGGCCGACUUCGUCGAGGAUCUCGCGUCGAAGAUCACGGAUGGUCCCGAGACACCCGCGUCGGCAAGCUUCACGGACGACGCUCCCACGGUCGCACAGUCUCUGGCUGCGACCGACCCCACGAUCACGACUACUACGUUCGUCGUGGACGAAACCACCUCCGCGAACUAUCCCAGCGCCGCUGCCGUGGGUGAAACGACCGCUGUCGACGCAGCCGAGAGUACCACGGGCGAAGCUCCCGCGACUGCGAAUUACCUCGCGAUUCCAACGGAAGCGUACGAGCGCUCGGGCACCAAUGCUCCCACGACCACGGAACCCUCGGCGGUCCAGGUGACCACCGAUACGAUCGUCCUUACUGAUCCCGUAUUAACGACGUACAAACCCGCGGCCGACGUACCAGCGACUACGAGCGUGCCCGAGGUUACGAGCGACCCCGCGACUACACUUGAGACUACGAGCACCGAAGCUGAAGCCCCUUCCACGAUCGCAAAUUACCCCUGGAACACCGUCCCGACGACUGUCCAAGAGGAACCCUCGACCACGGGCAUUCCGGAGACCACUAUGGUACUGACCGAGAUCGAAAGCACGACUGCAUACGCGACGGAUCCGAUAUCCACGACUGCGUCUGUUCCGGCGACUAUUCCCGUGACCACCGACCUCCCGUACACGGUCGCAGGGUCCGCAACUCCCGCGGUUACCUCCGUGAUACCCGACACUUCGCCGGCCGAUCCUGAGACCACUUUCGCGACUUGGUCUGAAGUUCCCGCUGCAAACGCGGGCCCGACUUCGAGUUCGACUGAAGGCGCGAGCUCAACGACCGAGUCGCCUGCGAUAUCUUUCACAGCUCCGACCGACGUCGAUAGUUACGUCGAGGUAUCGACCGUCACGGAGACCGCGAAGUCCACUUAUAUCACCGAGCUACCUACGACGUUCGAAACCACCCCGACACUCGUCGCGACAACGACUGUGACCCCGAGCUUCCUCGCUACCGAUUCCGGGACGACGUUGGCCGCGACGAUUGCACCCUCCACGGAAAUCGACGAGGCUUCCGCGACACCGACGGUCAUUCCGACCUCUUCGACGUUCCUCCCGAUCGCCAACACGGUGACCGUAGCUCUCGGAGAGCCCACGGUUUUCUCGUCGGUCCCCGCGAUCUCCCACGAGUCGAUAGCGACGAAUGUGAUACCUGGAACUACCGCGAGAAGCAUCUACGAGGUGAGUUCCGCGAGAGCAACAACGAGCGAAGAGUCUAGCAGGCCGAAGGCAGUCUUCGAGGAGACCACCGUGAGACCCGCGCAAAAUCGAACGAGAGGUCGAACGAGAGCGGAACUGGCCGCGAUCGGUCAUGAAUUCGGCCAGAGGACCUCCGGGCGAACCGUCGUUCACCGUCGCGUCGUAAAGCGGCCGGUCGACGGGAACGUCGAGAUGCCUACGACGACGCAGCCGACCAGGCAGUAUCCCCGACGUCGAGUCACAGUGUAUCGCGGCCGGCCACGAAAACCGACCCACACGACGAGAGUGGCCGAGGAGAAUCGGAGAAGGAGAAUCGUACAGAAGAGACUACGAGCUGGGCCCGAGGCGACCAGCGACACUGUCAGAUCCGACGAGAACGUCGUCGACGUUCAGGAUACCACUUCAGGAGAACGUGUCGCACACGUUCGAGUGGAAGGCGCGGGCAGGAGAAAGAAGGUGAUACUGAAGAGAGUCCGAGAAAAGAGCGGGGAGAAAGGAACGAGUGUUUCUCCCGCGGUAGGAACGAUGGUGCUCGGAGAAUCGUUCAGUUUGGCGAAAGACGAGGCGCUUCGAGCUCGGGGAUGGGUAGGGAAGGUAGGAAGAAGGCGGAAAGUCGUCUUGAAAAGAAUCAAGCCUCCUCAACCUGAGGGCAACUCGGAGAGGAAAGAAGCCAGUGGCGACACCGACUCUCCUGGACACCAGCCAGGCAGAUCGGUCGAGGUGGAAAAGAUGAGAAAAAGAACGAGAGUCGUGCUGAAGAGACUCAGGCCUAAAUCCGAGGGAAGCGUCUCCGCGAGCGGAAGAACGAGAGUGAAUGCCGAUUCCAGCGAGGAGAAUCUCACGCACGCCCUUCCGACCGAUCUUCACGCCGACGAUAACCUUGCCGACGAAGGGAACGCGAGAAGAAGAAUGAGAGUAGUGUUGAAGAGCGUGAAACUUGCCUCCGAGGAGAGAAACGCGAGCGGGGAAACUCACGCGGAUCCGGACGCCACGAAGGAGACUCUCCGGGGUGACUUCUCGAGCAGCGGAUUUCGCGCCGGCAGGAAUCUCUACGGCGAAAGGACAGGCAGAAGAAUGCGAGUGGUGCUGAAGAACGUCAGACCCAAAUCCGAGAAAGAAACGGACGCAGCGGGCGAAGAGGGUGAGGAUCCCGAAUCCACCGGCGACGAUCUUCAGGGCAACUUCUCGAACAAUAUGUACGUGAGCGACGAUCUCGCGGACGAUAGGAGGAAGACGACGACGCGAUCGAAAGGCGGGGGGGAAGAGGAAACGACGACGAGCGAACAGCAGACGGAGCCGCGCGCGGAGCUGCGUACCACGGAGACGACGUCAGUCCGGGUCGAGGAGGACACUGAUCGGCCCUCACACGAGGUAAAUACCUUGAAGAACGACGCUGGUGGAUCAGUCAGUCGCCAACCGGUCAGCGGGCGCUCCAACAGGCAGAGGGCACCGACCACGACGCUCGCUCCGUUCACCAACACCCUGGCCAGCGCGUCAUCGAUCACUCACCGAAGAAGCAGACCUUUUGCAGAAACCACGUUGUCAGCGAGGAUAGAUCUUGUCGAUCCGCACGAGGUCACCGAGUCGUCGUACGCGAGAUCCUCCGGCGCCGAGGUCGAUCAGAGAGCGGACGUGUCCGAUCAGAGCAUCCGCGCCCAAGAGUUCGCGGUAACGCUGGCGGACCCGCCACACUCCUCGUCGUCGGACACUGGUCGCGUGCCGUUAAGGAACGCCGAAAGGCGCAAGAUAAGCACCACCAUAACACCUAGAACCGAACCCACUUUGGCGAGUAGGGCGGUCUCGAGGUACGACGGUGUUUCAAGGAGCCGGCAAGGGCCCAAGACGAAGGACAGGCUCACGGUGAACGCGACCACGAGGCCCAGGAAACCGCCGGUCGUUGACUACGACUAUUACGAGGACGAGGUGCCGAUCGUCGCCGGCAAGUCCCUCCUGAACGGCAAGCUCUUCCUCACGAGCAAGGGCACGAUACGCUGCCUUGAUCAAGGCAACUUCCCGCACCCGUAUUCAUGCAAGAAGUUCAUCACCUGCGCCCGUAUGGUGAACGGCCAGGUGAUCGGGACCGAGUACACCUGCCCGGCCAAGCUGUCCUUCGAUCCGGUCGGCGGCAUCUGCAACUGGUCCGCCGGUCUCGGCUGCAAGGACUAACCGAGGUUACCUUAACUACUCGACAGCCGUGUCUCUCCGCGUUUUUUCCGGCUCUCUUUAUGUCCGAUCGCGCAAUUUUCGUUUUGUCACAAACGAAACUGCACAUUGAGAAAAAGCUUUUUUUUUCAAAUUUAAUAAAUUUUAUUGCAUCCAAACGAAUUUCAUUAUUGACAUGAAACUUCCAAAGAAACUUCCAAAGAAACGAAUGUUUCAAUUAAUAAGCACGAUUGUUAGAGUUUUCAACGAAUAUUUAUCUUAUCUUAAAUAAAAAAAUUUACUUGAAACGAAAGAUAAUUUUCUU
This is a messenger RNA of Dinoponera quadriceps, 4912 nucleotides long. RefSeq names its product mucin-19-like. The record is from RefSeq and is a predicted model, not a curated record. Lineage: Eukaryota; Metazoa; Arthropoda; Insecta; Hymenoptera; Formicidae. The transcript has 5 exons. Gene Ontology annotation, cellular component: extracellular region. Bases 1 to 4611 code for a protein of 1536 amino acids. Gene Ontology annotation, molecular function: chitin binding.